AAUGUUGUCGUACACAUACAUGCACAGGCCUUCAGGAGCACCGGAAAUGCAGAAAUGGGCGCCGGAAAUACGGAAACAGACACCGGAAAUGCGGAAGUCGACACCGGAAAUGCGGAAGCAGACACCGGAAAUGCGGAAGUCGACACCGGAAUUGCGGAAACGGGCACCGGAAAUGCGGAAGCAGACACCGGAAAUGCGGAAACGGACCCUAAGGAUGCGGCCGCUACAGAGGGCGAGGCCCUGAGAAGAACAAAGGACGCUGGGGGACUGGCGGCUUCCUUCAGCAUCCACUCAUAUGGCAGCUUAUGGCUCUAUGCUUAUGGCUACACCAGCGCCCUGCCCCCCGACCAUCUGGAGAUGGAGCGCGUGUCGGCGGCGGGGGUGGCGGGAAUAGCGGCGGUGAACGGCAGCGUCUACACGGCGGGCCCUCACUACACCACCAUUU
Messenger RNA from Hyalella azteca, 445 nucleotides. RefSeq names its product carboxypeptidase A1. The record is from RefSeq and is a predicted model, not a curated record. Lineage: Eukaryota; Metazoa; Arthropoda; Malacostraca; Amphipoda; Hyalellidae. Gene Ontology annotation, molecular function: metallocarboxypeptidase activity; zinc ion binding. Gene Ontology annotation, biological process: proteolysis.